GCAGCAUCUGUGAAGCAUCCUGGGAACCUGGUCACGGGGCCUGGGUCCUCAGUCAGGCUCAUUAGUCAGCCAUUUUGGUCAACACCCUGCUUGCUGUGCACAGCCAAUCCUGUUGGAACUCAGCAUCCUGGCUCAUCGGAGCAGAGCCUGGAAGUGAUUUCUGCAGUCUCAAAUUUUUUUUCAAAGCUAAUUGAAAAUACGGGUUUAUUUUUCAUUCAUUUUUUUCCUUUGGUGUUUUUUUUCUGCACCAAUAUAGAGGAUUUUUUCACUUAUUCAUGCCAAGGCCAAUUUUUUUAAAGCCAGCUAAGGUAGCAUUGGCUGUGCUGGAUUGAAAGCUCCGCUGAGAAAAAGGGUAGGGAAGGGAAGAUAGAGGGAGAGGACACUGGGAGAAGAUCGUCAUCAUCUGUUUUGCUGCGUGGUAGGAACUGUCAGUGAGGAAAGAUAGGGUAGAAUUUUCUCUCUUGAGCACUUGCUUCCAUACAGUGUUUUGCUUUGUGGUGUCUUUAAACCUCCCCACCCCUUUUCCUGAAAGCUUUAUUUCAGAGCUUUGGAUUUGGCUUUUUUUUUUGUGAGGAGUUCUUAUUUAGAGAGAGAGAGAGAGAGAGAGAGAGAGAGAGAGAGAGAGAGAGAGAGUGUGUGUGUGUGUGUGUGUGUGUGUGCGCGCGCGCGUGUGUUGUGGUCCCAGCUGAGUCAUCAUGUCUGCUCUGACGCCUCCCACUGAUAUGCCAACCCCCACCACUGACAAGAUCACACAGGCUGCCAUGGAGACCAUCUACCUUUGCAAAUUCCGAGUGUCUAUGGAUGGAGAAUGGCUCUGCCUUCGAGAGCUGGAUGACAUCUCACUCACACCUGACCCAGAGCCUACCCACGAAGACCCUAAUUAUCUCAUGGCUAACGAGCGCAUGAACCUGAUGAACAUGGCCAAGCUGAGUAUCAAGGGCUUGAUUGAAUCAGCUCUGAACCUGGGCAGGACUCUGGACUCUGAUUACGCACCCCUGCAGCAGUUCUUCGUGGUGAUGGAACACUGUCUGAAGCACGGCUUGAGAGCCAAGAAAACUUUUCUUGGACAAAAUAAAUCCUUCUGGGGACCUCUAGAACUGGUAGAGAAACUUGUUCCAGAAGCUGCAGAGAUAACAGCAAGUGUUAAAGACCUUCCAGGACUGAAGACACCAGUAGGCAGAGGAAGAGCCUGGCUUCGUUUGGCAUUAAUGCAAAAGAAACUUUCAGAAUAUAUGAAAGCUCUGAUCAAUAAAAAGGAACUUCUCAGUGAGUUCUAUGAACCAAACGCUCUUAUGAUGGAGGAAGAAGGAGCUAUAAUUGCUGGCCUGUUGGUGGGGCUGAAUGUCAUUGAUGCUAAUUUCUGCAUGAAAGGAGAAGAUCUGGACUCUCAGGUUGGAGUUAUCGACUUUUCCAUGUAUCUCAAGGAUGGGAACAGCAGUAAAGGCAGUGAAGGGGAUGGUCAGAUUACUGCAAUUCUGGACCAGAAGAACUAUGUGGAAGAACUCAACAGACAUCUGAAUGCUACAGUAAAUAACCUUCAGGCAAAAGUAGAUACAUUAGAAAAAUCCAACACUAAACUGACAGAGGAGCUUGCAGUUGCAAACAACAGGAUUAUUACCUUGCAAGAAGAAAUGGAACGAGUUAAAGAAGAAAGCGCCUACAUACUGGAAUCCAAUCGGAAAGGUCCUAAGCAAGACAGAACUGCUGAUGGGCAAGCACUGAGUGAAGCAAGAAAACAUUUAAAGGAGGAGACACAGUUACGAUUGGAUGUGGAGAGGGAGCUGGAACUCCAGAUCAGCAUGCGGCAGGAGAUGGAGCUGGCCAUGAAGAUGCUGGAGAAGGACGUCUGUGAGAAGCAGGAGGCGCUGGUAUCUCUGAGGCAGCAGCUGGACGACCUCAGGGCCCUCAAGCACGAACUGGCCUUUAAGCUACAGAGUUCAGACUUAGGAGUAAAACAGAAAAGUGAACUAAACAGUCGUUUGGAAGAGAAGACUAAUCAGAUGGCUGCUACCAUUAAACAACUGGAACAAAGAUUGCGCCAGGCUGAGCAAGGCCGCCAGUCUGCGGAGUUGGACAACCGGCUCUUCAAACAGGACUUCGGGGACAAGAUCAACAGUCUGCAGCUGGAAGUGGAGGAGCUGACCCGGCAGCGGAACCAGCUUGAGGUAGAACUAAAACAGGAAAGAGAAAGAAGAUUACUGAACAAUAGGAGCCUGCCAGGAAAGAGUUCGCACGAGCUGGACCCCAACUCGGAUGAGAGGCACAAAAUUCAAGAGGAAAAUGUUAAACUAAAAAAGCCCCUGGAAGAAAGUCCCAGGCUGCAGUCUCACCCUACAGAUGAACAGGGUCAGCUGCUGCUCUGCGGGAAGCCCCAGAUGUGUCAGCUGUGCCAGGAUGGCAGCCCAAAUAAUGUGUGUAAGGACUGCAGAGGGACCUUCUGCAGAGCCUGCACCGCAGAAGUGCUGCCUCUCCCUGACAGUGUCCAGCCCAUGUGCCUCAGAAACCCCUGUCACAAGCUGCUCACACAGGAGUGUUCCAGCAGCCCAUCCUAAGGCUGGCAGCCAGGACCAUCUUUCUCCUGCUCUCAGGAUCCCUAACACCCAUCCUCAGAGUCCACAGAGCUGACAGGGAUGACUUCAUAAACCAGGUCCAGAGAGGAAGGCAUCCUUGGGGUGCUGAAAGUUGUGUGCAUUUUCCCUAAUGACUAGCUCAAUGAAAGUUCUGGACUGAGCCUUUCUUUUCGAUAUCAAAACAAACACAAUGUGCAGGGCUUAGUUGGAAGGGCUACUUUUAUGAACAGUGAUGGUAACACUGGGGUUGAUGUACUACAAUAUGUCCAAGCAGACAGGAAUCAGGCUGGAGACAUAGCUUAGUGUAAGGCGCUUGUAUAGCAUGUAGGAGGCCUGGGUUUCCUCCCUUGGGGAAAGAUCAAAGUAGAGACGAAAAUGAGGUGCUGCUAUAUGUAAACAUUAUUUCCUCUUCACCCCCAUAACUACCUCUUAAAGUACCUCUGCCAAACUGUGAAUCCACACUCAGGGAGAAGAAAGUAAAGAGUAAUAUAAAUCUGAAUGUAUUAAGAAUAGUGUAAUAGAAUUUCAGGACCAGAAUUUGCUGGUCUUGGCCUACAAGUAUUUCAUUAGCAGAACAGGAAAGAACUUGUAUUUUUCUCCUUAUGGCUUCAAACCUGAGUCUCUGCCCCUUCCAGAAUCCUCGACUACAAAAAAGCCAUCGCUCUUCCCCAGACCCCCAGGUCAUGAUGGGAAUUUAUAAGGAGUUCAGAAGGAAGUUUGUCUUCUACAAGUAAGAAGUGCUGAUGAAACCAAAGUUAAGUCAGGUGUGGAGCACAGUAAGUUGAAUUUGUUGAUGGCUGAGAACAGUAGCUCAGUAUGUAUUAAGUGGUUCCUUGAAUGAAAAAUUCUUUAUUUUGAGCUAAGAGUCAGAGCUGGUUGACAGGUUGUUUUGGAAAGGAUAACACUCAGACAUCUCUCAGUAAGAAAUCCUUUGGGAACAUGGUGUGUUCAGGGCACUUCAGAAAUGGUAAAUGCUGUCUUGAUUAUGUUACCAGUGUCUGGGUUGUUUGGUUCCAAUUAGGACCUUAAGAAGAUACAACUUCAUAACUGGUUUAGAAAUUGGGAUAUAAAUACCCUAGAGCGACCGGGGAUUUAGCUCAGUGGUUCCACCGCCUGCCUCAUAAAUACCCUAGAGCAUCAUAUUAUUUGGUAAAAUGGUUAAACCUGUGAAAAGCUUGUUCUGUAAGUCUGGCCUGUUACUUGAAGCUAAAGUUUUAAGAGUACUAAGGGAAAAUAAAUUAGUAAUUCUGACCUAA
Messenger RNA from Heterocephalus glaber (naked mole-rat), 3826 nucleotides. RefSeq names its product RUN and FYVE domain containing 3 (gene Rufy3). The record is from RefSeq and is a predicted model, not a curated record. Gene Ontology annotation, biological process: regulation of axonogenesis. Lineage: Eukaryota; Metazoa; Chordata; Mammalia; Rodentia; Bathyergidae. Gene Ontology annotation, cellular component: axon; neuronal cell body; dendrite.